This is a messenger RNA of Nomascus leucogenys (northern white-cheeked gibbon), 2952 nucleotides long. It is a transcript of the gene PPM1D, whose product is annotated as protein phosphatase, Mg2+/Mn2+ dependent 1D. Gene Ontology annotation, molecular function: mitogen-activated protein kinase binding; protein serine/threonine phosphatase activity; cation binding. Gene Ontology annotation, cellular component: cytosol; nucleus. The record is from RefSeq and is a predicted model, not a curated record. Gene Ontology annotation, biological process: protein dephosphorylation. NCBI's taxonomy places the organism in Eukaryota, Metazoa, Chordata, Mammalia, Primates, Hylobatidae.
GGGGAAGCGCAGUGCGCAGGCGCAACUGCCUGGCUCCACUCGCCCCGGCGCUCCGGCCCAGCUCUCGCGGACAAGUCCAGACAUCGCGCGCCCCCCCUUCUCCGGGACCGCCCCCUCCCCCUUCUCGGCGUCGUCGAAGAUAAACAAUAGUUGGCCGGCGAGCGCAUAGUGUGUCUCCCGCCGCCGGAUUCGGCGGGCUGCGUGGGACCGGCGGGAUCCCGGCCACCCGGCCAUGGCGGGGCUGUACUCGCUGGGAGUGAGCGUCUUCUCCGACCAGGGCGGGAGGAAGUACAUGGAGGACGUUACUCAAAUCGUUGUGGAGCCCGAACUGACGGCUGAAGAAAAGCCCUCGCCGCGGCGGUCGCUGUCUCAGCCGUUGCCUCCGCGGCCGUCGCCGGCCGCCCUUCCCGGCGGCGAAGUCUUGGGGAAAGGCCCAGCGGUGGCAGCCCGAGAGGCUCGCGACCCUCUCCCGGACGCCGGGGCCUCGCCGGCACCCAGCCGCUGCUGCCGCCGCCGUUCCUCCGUGGCCUUUUUCGCCGUCUGCGACGGGCACGGCGGGCGGGAGGCGGCACAGUUUGCCCGGGAGCACUUGUGGGGUUUCAUCAAGAAGCAGAAGGGUUUCACCUCGUCCGAGCCUGCUAAGGUUUGCGCUGCCAUACGCAAAGGCUUUCUCGCUUGUCACCUCGCCAUGUGGAAGAAACUGGCAGAAUGGCCAAAGACUAUGACAGGUCUUCCCAGCACAUCAGGGACAACUGCCAGUGUGGUCAUCAUACGGGGCAUGAAGAUGUAUGUAGCUCACGUAGGUGACUCAGGGGUGGUUCUUGGAAUUCAGGAUGACCCAAAGGAUGACUUUGUCAGAGCUGUGGAGGUGACACAGGACCAUAAGCCAGAACUUCCCAAGGAAAGAGAACGAAUUGAAGGACUUGGUGGGAGUGUAAUGAACAAGUCUGGGGUGAAUCGUGUAGUUUGGAAACGACCUCGGCUCACUCACAAUGGACCAGUUAGAAGGAGCACAGUUAUUGACCAGAUUCCUUUUCUGGCAGUAGCAAGAGCACUUGGUGAUUUGUGGAGCUAUGAUUUCUUCAGUGGUGAAUUUGUGGUGUCACCUGAACCAGACACAAGUGUCCACACUCUUGACCCUCAGAAGCACAAGUAUAUUAUAUUGGGGAGUGAUGGACUUUGGAAUAUGAUUCCACCUCAAGAUGCCAUCUCAAUGUGCCAGGACCAAGAGGAGAAAAAAUACCUGAUGGGUGAGCACGGACAAUCUUGUGCCAAAAUGCUUGUGAAUCGAGCACUGGGCCGCUGGAGGCAGCGUAUGCUCCGAGCAGAUAACACUAGUGCCAUAGUAAUCUGCAUCUCUCCAGAAGUGGACAAUCAGGGAAACUUUACCAAUGAAGAUGAGUUAUACCUGAACCUGACUGAUAGCCCUUCCUAUAAUAGUCAAGAAACCUGUGUGAUGACUCCUUCCCCAUGUUCUACACCACCAGUCAAGUCACUGGAGGAGGAUCCAUGGCCAAGGCUGAACUCUAAGGACCAUAUACCUGCCCUGGUUCGUAGCAAUGCCUUCUCAGAGAAUUUUUUAGAGGUUUCAACUGAGAUAGCUCGAGGGAAUGUCCAGGGUGUAGUCAUACCCUCAAAAGAUCCAGAACCACUUGAAGAAAAUUGUGCUAAAGCCCUGACUUUAAGGAUACAUGAUUCUUUGAAUAAUAGUCUUCCAGUUGGCCUUGUGCCUACUAAUUCAACAAACACUGUCAUGGACCAAAAAAAUUUGAAGAUGUCAACUCCUGGCCAAAUGAAAGCCCAAGAAAUUGAAAGAACCCCUCCAACAAACUUUAAAAGGACAUUAGAAGAGUCCAAUUCUGGCCCCCUGAUGAAGAAGCAUAGACGAAAUGGCUUAAGUCGAAGUAGUGGUGCUCAGCCUGCAAGUCUCCCCACAACCUCACAGCGAAAGAACUCUGUUAAACUCACCAUGCGACGCAGACUUAGGGGCCAGAAGAAAAUUGGAAAUCCUUUACUUCAUCAACACAGGAAAACUGUUUGUGUUUGCUGAAAUGCAUCUGGGAAAUGAGGUUUUUCCAAACUUAGGAUAUAAGAGGGCUUUUUAAAUUUGGUGCCGAAGUUGAACUUUUUUUAAGGGGACAAAAUUAAAAGAAUGUACAGUUUGACUUUUUGGAAUUCAGCAGUUUUAUCCUGGCCUUGUACUUGCUUGUAUUAUAAAUGUGGAUUUUAUAGAUGUUAGGGUAUAAGUUGCUGUAAAAUUUGUGUAAAUUUGUAUCCACACAAAUUCAGUCUCUUACUCUGAUACACAGUAAUUGUGACAACAGGGCUAAAUGUUUAAAAAAAUCAAAAGAAUCUAUUAGAUUUUAGAAAAACAUUUAAACUUUUAAAAAUACUUAUUAAAAAAUUUGUAUAAGCCACUUGUCUUGAAAACUGUGCAACUUUUUAAAGUAAAUUAUUAAGCAGACUGGAAAAGUGAUGUAUUUUCAUAGUGACCUGUGUUUGACUUAAUGUGUCUUUUAAACAUUAUUUUUUAUUUCUGAUUUCAUAAUUCAGAACUAAAUUUUUCAUAGAAGUGUUGAGCCAUGCUACAGUUAGUCUUGUCCCAAUUAAAAUCCUAUGCAGUAUCUCUUACAUCAGUAGCAUUUUUCUAAAACCUUAGUCAUCAGAUACGCUUACUAAAUCUUCGGCAUAGAAGGAAGUGUGUUUGCCUAAAACAAUCUAAAACAAUUCCCUUCUUUUUCAUCCCAGACCAAUGGCAUUAUUAGGUCUUAAAGUAGUUAUUCCCUUCUCGUGUUUGCUUAAAAUAUGUGAAGUUUUCCUUGCUAUUUCAAUAACAGAUGGUGCUGCUAAUUCCCAACAUUUCUUAAAUUAUUUUAUAUCAUACAGUUUUCAUUGAUUAUAUGGGUAUAUAUUCAUCUAAUAAAUCAGUGAACUGUUCCUCAUGUUGCUGAA